AUGGAUGCCAACAUCCAGCGUGCCCUUAAUGAUAAGCUCUACGACAAACGUAAGAUCGGGGCUCUGGAGCUUGAACGUGUUAUUCGAGAUCUAGUCAGUGUCAAGGACUAUCAGCGAGUUCAUGAUAUUCUGGAGCAGCUUUGCAACGACUAUGCGUACGCUGUGCAUCAGCCUCAUGCCAGAAAUGGCGGCUUGAUAGGCCUCGCUGCCGCCGCUAUUGCCCUUGGUCCAGAGCUACCCAGAUAUCUCGCCAAGAUUGUUCCCCCUGUCCUGGCAUGUUUCACCGACCAAGAUGCAAGAGUAAGGUAUUAUGCUUGCGAGGCCAUGUACAAUAUAGCCAAGGUUGCAAAGGGAGAAAUAUUGGUGUAUUUUAAUAGUAUCUUUGAUCAGCUUUGCAAGCUUGGGGCGGACUCGGAGCUGUCAGUCAAAAACGGAGCGGAACUGUUGGAUCGACUCGUAAAAGAUAUUGUAUCUGAGUCUGCUGCUUCAUACGUCUCUAUUCUCGAGGCACCGCCAGAGUUCGAUGGCGAUGAUAAGGUAUCGCUGGGCGAGAACUCUCACUUGCCGACGGCGUUCUCCCUACCUCGCUUCAUUCCACUCCUGAAAGAGCGCAUUUGGGUUAUUAAUCCCUUCACUCGGCAGUUCCUCGUGGGAUGGAUUACGUUGCUGGAUUCUAUACCCGACCUGGAGCUCGUCACAUAUCUCCCGGACUUCCUUGGAGGUCUUCUCAAGUUCCUUUCCGACCAGAAUUCGGAUGUGAGGGUUGCCACACAAACCUGCUUGGAUAAGUUUUUGAACGAGAUCAAGCGCAUUGCGCGUAUAAAGAAGGGCAUCUUGGAAAGCAAACGGUCUAAAGAGGGCGCCAAGCGGAAACGACAAGACUCGAUCGAUAGCGAAUCGAUAAACCCUGACUUUGAGGAAGGAGAUGAGCUCGACUCAGACGCCGCACUCGAUGACGAUGACGAUAGUGGAGAGGAUUGGAUUCCUGGACAAGAUGUCGAGAUAAAUUACAAGGAGAUUCUUCAGAUACUUACUGCCACGCUCGAUUCUCCGCUAGAGGAGGAUUGUCUCCUCGAGUCACUAAGAUGGGUUGUUGAAUUUCUAGAUAUUUGCCCCGAAGAAGUCCUUCCCUUUACGCCCAAGAUCCUCGCCCAUAUGCUCCCAGCUAUGGCUAGCACCAAAGAAACCAUUCAUCAAGCAGCAACCCGGGUCAACACAUGCCUGAUGGACUAUGUCGUUUCACUCUCAGACGACUCGGAGUUGAGUCAACCGCCACCUCCUGUUCAGCCGCCUCAACAUCUCUCAACCUCUCGACUUCCAGUUCCCGGAGAAAAGGGGGCCGAGGGCAUCAACAGCAACAGGGCAUCUCUAUCAAGCUCCAGAGACCUCGAUCUCCGUAGUCCCACGCCUGCUCAAGGCCGCUCGAUAUCGACUCCCGCUGAUAUCAACAUUACGCAGACACAAGCCGAUCUGGACUAUGCCGCCGCCGUCAACUCUCUGACUCUCCUCUUCCUCAACGACCAUGAAGCGACCCGGGUGGCCGCCUUGACGUGGCUUAUUAUGCUGCACAGGAAAGCUCCCCGAAAGGUCCUCGCUUUCAACGAUGGCACGUUCCCAGCAUUGCUGAAGACAUUAUCCGAUCCCUCAGACGCCGUAGUAACCAAGGAUCUUCAGCUUCUCUCACAAAUCUCAAGGAAUACAGAGGACGACUACUUUGCAAAUUUCAUGGUCAAUCUCUUACAGCUUUUCUCAACAGAUCGAAAGCUGCUUGAAACUCGAGGAAAUCUCAUCAUUCGGCAACUGUGUUUAAGCCUGAGCCCGGAGAGGAUUUACAGGACACUAGCAGACUGCAUUGAGAAAGAGGAAGACGUCGAAUUUGCAAGCAUAAUGGUGCAGAACCUUAACAACAACCUCAUUACUGCUCCACAGCUAGCAGACGUUCGAAAAAGAUUACGAAACCUUGAAACAAAGGAUGGUCAAACGCUAUUUGUGGCAUUGUUUCGAUCAUGGUGCUAUAAUGCUGUCGCCACCUUCUCACUUUGCUUGCUCGCCCAGGCCUAUGAGCAAGCUUACAACUUGCUGCAGAUCUUCGGUGAAUUGGACAUGACAGUCAACAUGCUCAUACAAGUAGAUAAGCUAGUACAGCUCAUUGAGUCACCCGUCUUCACUUACUUAAGACUACAACUCCUGGAACCUGAGAAGUACCCAUACUUAUACAAGUGCAUGUAUGGUAUUCUCAUGCUUCUACCGCAGUCCUCGGCAUUUGCUGCGCUGAAGAACAGACUCAACAGCGUCAGCUCUAUUGGUUAUCUACAUGCGGCACCUCGAACGGCUCCUCCAACUACAAGCAGCUCCAAUUUUGACAGACCCAAUCGACUCAAGAGCAGGGAAGAGGGGAAUAUACGAUGGGUUGAACUCCUGGAAAAGUUCCGAAGUGUGCAGGAACGAGCUAGACGCGCGCAGCGUCAGAACAACAUGGACGGUGACGAAGUCCCACCAAUGGGGGUCAGUGAACUCCGCAUUGGCGACGGAGCGGUAGACGUCAAAGGCAAGGAGACACGGGGUGUCGGCUUGCAAACAAUUCCCCAGAAAGAGCCAGCACCCGCUCCCCCAGUGCCGGCCAAAAGAAUCGGGUUGGGUAGACAGUUUGGAAGAUUGGGUGGCGCCGUGGCAGGUAAAGGGCGGCGAAACCCAUAG
Molecule: messenger RNA, 2697 nt
Organism: Fusarium fujikuroi IMI 58289
Lineage: Eukaryota; Fungi; Ascomycota; Sordariomycetes; Hypocreales; Nectriaceae
Product: probable enzyme activator VAC14
Exons: 9
Coding region: 1-2697 (898 amino acids)
Biological process (GO): positive regulation of kinase activity; phosphatidylinositol biosynthetic process
Cellular component (GO): PAS complex; endosome membrane; fungal-type vacuole membrane
Source: RefSeq, a predicted model, not a curated record